CAUUCACUCGACACCAGCGAGGGGAGGAAGAUGUCGAAGGGAGGUGAGGUUGGGUCGGCGGGCGUUUGCCGCUCGUCGUGCGGCGUGGCCACAUCCUCGGCUGGUCAUUGCGCGUCGGAGGCUGACAUGAAGGCCCUCGCCAUCUACAUGGACGAGAAGGUGAGCUGCUCCCGUCCGUCACCAUCGACGGAUGGAUGGAUGGAUGGACGAAAGAGAGACCUCUACAGUACACGGCUGCGGCGGAUGGCUGCAUCUCUGUCUUUGACGUGUCGUGCAGUUGACGCCGUUUGUGGACGAUCUCAUCCUCAAGCUGCUCAGAGACCAGCCGGACGACCCCGCCUAUGAAGCCAUGCUCAUCUGCAAAGGUGAUGGUCACACACACACAGAUGGAUGGAUGGAUGGAUGGAUGGAUGGACAGCCUCCCUCUGCUCUCUCUGUGUGUUAACGUUCAGGUUGUUCGUCCCGUGCUCAGAUUGAGGGCGCGUUGGCUGCCCUCGAGCAGCAGCGCGUCAACGAGGAAAACGCCAGACUCAAGAAGGAGUGAGUCAGCUGGAGGGACACACACACAGACAGACAGACACACACAAACACACAGCACCACUGCGUCUUUGUGUGUGUCUGUGUGUGUGCGUGUGGCUGUGUCUUGGAAAGAAACGCACAACUCAAGAAGCGCCUGGCCGCUGUGAUGGACACCGUGGCCGCCAACACUCACAUCACCGACACCGUCACACAGGCCAAGUCAGACACACACACACACACUCCCAGGAGAUGGAUGGCUGUCUGUCUGUCUGUGUGUGUCUGUUAGGUCGGAGUUCAUUGCAAAUAUCAAAUCGGAGGACAAGUGCGCCACACACACAUACAAGUGGCCGCCAUGGCCGGGUGUGUCUUGUGUGUGAAUCUGGUGGCAGGUUGGUAAAUGACAGUUUGGCCAUCCAUAGCAACAACUGACGCAUGACACACACAUAGACACAUACACACAGAAGGUAUGCAAUCGACAGCCCGGCCCACCAACAUGUCAUGGAUAAUCAUUGCAAUGCCGCUGUGUGUCUGUCUGUGUGUGUCAGGUUCGCAUCUCGUGUACAGUCAAGGCGGCCCAUGCCAUGGCAAGGCAGGACUCUGUCUGUGUGGUGUGGAGGAUGAAUAUGUCAGUGAGUGCAGUGGAUGGGCGGAAGCAUGCCGACGUGCUGUCUGCUUGCUGGCUGAGUGCGUCUGAGACAGACACCGAUGUGCUCGUGACUCUUGAUCGAAUGAAUGAAUGGAUGAAUGAAUG
This is a messenger RNA of Vitrella brassicaformis, 1270 nucleotides long. The record is from the annotation of a GenBank genome assembly. NCBI's taxonomy places the organism in Eukaryota, Vitrellaceae.